Messenger RNA from Anoplophora glabripennis (Asian longhorned beetle), 372 nucleotides. Its product is annotated as MIEF1 upstream open reading frame protein. The transcript is spliced from 2 exons. NCBI's taxonomy places the organism in Eukaryota, Metazoa, Arthropoda, Insecta, Coleoptera, Cerambycidae. The coding region runs from base 112 to 318 and encodes 68 amino acids. The record is from RefSeq and is a predicted model, not a curated record.
GUGAGGUCAAGUGAAAAAGGAAGAAGAAAAAGAUAAAGAUAACCUUGAUUUUAAGACCAAAAAUAUAAAGCGAUUUGUAAAUAAUUUUUCUAACUGUUCCAAACUCAUGAAAUGUGUAAAAUAUCUUCAAAUCAAGUUUUAAAGUUAUAUAAAGAUUUACUGAGAUACGGCCAACAAUUAACAUUAACAGACAAAGAUUACUUUUGCAGGCGAAUCAUAAAAGAAUUUAAGAAAAAUAAAUCUUUAACUGAUCCAAAAGAUAUACAGUAUAACUUUCAGAAAGGUGUCACACUGCUGUUGAGACGUGCUGUUCAAUAAUGUUUAUUGUAAAUAGGAAGAUAAUUUAUAAACUCCCUAUUUAUGAAAUUUUUU